Molecule: messenger RNA, 372 nt
Organism: Dentiscutata erythropus
Lineage: Eukaryota; Fungi; Glomeromycota; Glomeromycetes; Diversisporales; Gigasporaceae
Source: the annotation of a GenBank genome assembly
AUGGAGUUUAUAAUGAAGAAAAAAGAAUAUGAUGAUAAUAGUGAAAAUAAGGAUAGCAAAAAUGAAAAUAGUGAAAAUGAGAAAGUACAAGACAGGUUCAGUUUUCAUAAACAAAGAUGUGUUAUAGAUUCUAAUGAUAAUACAAUAAUAAGGCGACACACAUAUGAAUAUUCAUAUGCCUAUUUGCAUGAAUCUGAAAAAGCUAUUCUUGCAGAAAAUAGAAGAGACAAAAAUUUGGAAAUGAUUGAUUGUUCUUGGCACAUUAAUUUAAUAUUUCCUAAAACAGCAGAAGGCAUUCAUAUUAACAGUAUAGUAGGUAGCUAUAAUCAUGAAAUGAACUCACUUAUUUCAGAAAUAGCACUAUGGUAUUGA